AAAAUGGCGACUGUUGACUGCGAUGCGGCCGCGGACCCGGAGAUGGAAUUGCUCAGCGACGAGGAACUGGAAAGGGAGGCAGAAGGCUUUAAAGAGCAAGGUAAUGCCUAUUACAUCAAGAAGGAUUACACAGAGGCCUUCAAUUAUUACACCAAGGCCAUAGACAUGUGCCCGAAGAACGCCAGUUACUACGGUAACCGUGCCGCCACGCUAAUGAUGCUGAGUCGCUACAGGGAGGCGCUGGAGGACGCCCAGCAGGCCGUGCGGCUGGACGACACCUUCAUGAAGGGUCACUUGCGGGAGGGCAAGUGUCACCUGUCGCUUGGCAACGCCAUGGCUGCCAGCCGCUGUUUCCAGAAGGUUCUGGAGUUGGAGCCUGAUAAUAGCCAGGCACAACAGGAGCUGAAGAACGCAGAGUCUAUCCUCGAGUACGAGCGUAUGGCAGAGAUAGGCUUUGAGAAACGAGACUUCAGAAUGGUGGUGUUCUGUAUGGAUCGGGCGUUAGAAUCGGCCUCGGCGUGUCACAGGUUUAAGAUCCUAAAGGCGGAGUGCCUGGCACUGCUUGGGCGCUACCCAGAAGCUCAGUCUGUUGCUAGUGACAUCUUGCGGAUGGACUCCACCAAUAGCGACGCCCUGUACGUGCGCGGAUUGUGUCUCUAUUAUGAGGACUGCAUUGAUAAAGCUGUUCAGUUUUUCAUCCAGGCACUGCGCAUGGCGCCCGACCACGAGAAGGCCCGCCUCGCGUGCAGAAAUGCUAAAGCGCUGAAGGCGAAGAAGGAAGAGGGAAAUAAGGCGUUUAAGGAAGGCAGGUACGAGGACGCCUAUGAUCUCUAUACUGAGGCCCUGACCAUUGACCCAAACAACAUCAAAACCAACGCCAAGCUGUACUGCAACCGAGCCACAGUGGGCUCAAAGUUGAAGAAACUAGAGCAGGCCAUAGAAGACUGCACUAAGGCCAUUAAACUGGAUGAAACCUACAUCAAGGCCUACUUGAGGAGAGCACAGUGUUACAUGGACACAGAGCAGUAUGAAGAGGCAGUGAGAGACUAUGAGAAGGUGUAUCAGACAGAAAAAACUAAAGAACACAAGCACCUCUUAAAGACUGCCCAGUUGGAGUUGAAGAAAAGCAAGAGGAAAGAUUACUAUAAGGUUUUAGGAGUGGACAAAAACGCCACAGAGGAAGAAAUUAAGAAAGCCUAUCGCAAACGAGCCCUUAUGCACCAUCCAGACCGGCACAGUGGAGCAAGUGCGGAGGUGCAAAAGGAGGAGGAGAAGAAGUUUAAGGAGGUCGGGGAGGCCUUUACUGUGCUCUCUGACCCCAAGAAAAAGUCCCGUUACGACAGCGGCCAUGACCUGGAUGAUGACGGCAUGAACAUGGAAGAUUUCGAUGCCAACAACAUCUUCAAGGCAUUCUUUGGGGGGCCAGGGGGAUUCAGUUUCGAAGCGUCUGGACCUGGGAAUUUCUUUUUCCAGUUUGGCUAACUGGGCUGCCCCUUUUUUCUCUCUCUCUCUCUCUCUCUCUCUCUCUC
Messenger RNA from Chanos chanos (milkfish), 1529 nucleotides. RefSeq names its product DnaJ (Hsp40) homolog, subfamily C, member 7 (gene dnajc7). The record is from RefSeq and is a predicted model, not a curated record. The transcript is spliced from 14 exons. Lineage: Eukaryota; Metazoa; Chordata; Actinopteri; Gonorynchiformes; Chanidae. The coding region runs from base 4 to 1482 and encodes 492 amino acids. Gene Ontology annotation, molecular function: protein binding.